Molecule: messenger RNA, 3562 nt
Organism: Pyrgilauda ruficollis (rufous-necked snowfinch)
Lineage: Eukaryota; Metazoa; Chordata; Aves; Passeriformes; Passeridae
Gene: SCRG1
Product: stimulator of chondrogenesis 1
Exons: 3
Coding region: 108-407 (99 amino acids)
Source: RefSeq, a predicted model, not a curated record
GCUAGCUCUAGCUCUCUCUGGGUACAUCUCAAAAGAUACCGCUGCCAAGAAAGUGGAAGGGAGUGAACCAGAAGAUAAAGCACCCUGCUGUGGGAAGCUUGGCAAAAAUGAAGAUGAUCUGGGUGCUGCUGCUGCUGCUGCUGCUGAGCACCCUCCCGGGCACCCCCGCGGUGCCUUCCCGGCGCCCUUCUUGUUACAAGAGGGCCCUCAAGGACCACAGCUGCCACACCAUCCCCGAGGGCAAGGAGAACCUCCGACACGUGGAUGAUGGUCUGCAAGAUCACUUCUGGGAAGGCAAGGGCUGUGAGGUGAUCUGCUACUGCAACUUGAAUGAAUUGCUCUGCUGCCCAAAGGAUAUUUUCUUUGGACCAAAGAUAUCUUUUGUGAUCCCCUGCAACAGUCAGUGAUUCAAGUCUGCAAGUGAAGAUAACAGACAUCAUUCUACGAUCAUGUAAUAAUGUUUUCAAGGGUAAAACAAAAUUACCACCAACAAAAAAAACUUCCUUUCUAAUCACAAGCCACUGCCUCACUUUACACUGUAAAAAGAAUUUCCUUUCUAUACCUUUAUGGAAUAUCAAAUACCUAAGAUGUUUUCUUUUCAAAUCUGGUGCUGACCUAAUUUCCAUAAAGCCAUUUCCAUGGUUUAACAGACUGUACAAGCUCUUAAUGUAGCCUAAUAUUGCAUACCCCAGCAAAAAGCAUAACUCUUCUUACUCAGCAUAAUAUCUUUAGUCUGGACAAAGAAAGUUCAAGCCUAAGCCUUCAUGUUGUUAGGAACAUGACUCUCAGAGCAACUUAUGGCAGUGCAGCUUCCUAUUCUAUUACUGCCAUCGCACUUUUAAUGUAAUUUUAAGCUCUAGCCACUCAAUCCCUGGCACUUCCGAAGAGAGGCUCCCAUGUUCUGUUUAGGCAUCUUAAAAUACCUGCACAUACAAAAGGCCUGUAUUUCCAUAUUUGAAAGUAUUUCUCUGGAACAAAGCAAUAGUAAAAAUUGAUAUUAACAGUACUGAAGCACAGUUGGGUCUUAAGUCUAACUGGUCACCUGCCUUGACUAUGCAAUCUCUAAACCCUUAAACUGCUUAAUCUUAGCAGUGAACAUUUAAACAUAUUAGAACAACAAAUUUUUAAUUCAAAUUUUGAAAUACAGUACUUCAAAGUAAGUUAAAAUGCUGGCUUUUUUAGGCUAGCCCUGUAAGGCAACAGCUACAGAAAGCACAGAAAUAAUCAUCUUCAUAUUUAAGAGGUAUUGUGAUCUGAGAUAGAAACAGAGACAUAAAUUUUGACCAUUUUUCUGUUACGUGGCAAUCUGUAUUGGCAGGUGUUGAGAGGUGACCACAUAAUUUUAAGCAGAGUCACCUGAACAAGCCAGGCUUACAGGCAGCAAGCCUGACUUGCUGCUUUACACAUAUAAACUCUUCAGCUAUCAAGCCAGUCACAUGGAAAGUGUGCAGUACUGAAGGAACUGUGCAGUCCUCUCUACUCAAAAAAUGCACUGUUCACCUAAUAAUCUUACACGUUGGCCCAAACUGCGACCACCAGCUUCCCAUGCUUCCUUCAUGUGUCAGUAUGAAAUAUCACCAUGACUGUUCUUCUUGUUAGUAAACAAGGGUUGGAUACUGGAUGAGGUGGUGAUUAUACACAGCCAAUAAUAAAUGUUUCAAGUAAAUUUUUUAAACCCUUGUUUGUGUAAUUAUUCAAGUAGAUUAAUUUGGGCUUCCUACCAAAUAAUCAAUUGAUAGUAAAAUAAACCCCAUAACUCUGGCAACCCAGUGAAAAUAUCCCAAGUUACUGCACUGUGAAAAAAACCCCCUAUGGUAUGUGCUCUUCUGUAAAGUCCUCUACAAGCUUCUAGGGUAGGUAAACUUCUGUUUGUGCCAUCUAGCUUCUACAAGAAUCAUGCUGCAUGUGCCUGGCAUUCACAGCUUUGCGAAACAGCUGUAGCAAAAAAAACCCUUAAGGCAGAUACAAAACUAGGUACUAAAUUUUGUGGCUUUCAGUUAAAUUUCUUCCAAGACUCCUGGAAAAUCCACAAUCCAGAAUCCAAAACUUUGCACUUCCCACAUGCAGCAAGAUAAGAGUCACUUAAGUUACUACUUUAAAACUGACUUUCCAUAGAAACUUGCUUUUGUUUCCAAAAAAAAAGUUUGUUUUCCCCACUCUUCUACAGGUCCUGCCAGGCCUAGGUGAAAACAUUCAACCCUGUCAUACACUCAGAAAAAACCCCUUUAUCCUUUGGAUAUCCUAUCCCUGACUAGGUUCCCUGGCUUUUUAUGCAAUUUGCACUUUGAAGGUAAGCAGCUUGAAUGUGUGCAAAGGACAUUUAGUAAACAAAUUGACAGUCCCUGUAGUGAAAUGGCCAUGAAAAUGUAUCUUCAAAGGAGCACCAAUUUUAGCUGUCACCAGCUACAUAUCACUGUCUUGAACUUAGGCCAGCACAGCAGAACUGCAUUGUGGAAAUACAUAAAGCAGUACAAGUGAAAGAAAUCAUACUACUGGGAGAUAUUGGGAAAGCAGCCAGUUUGAGGUUAGGGUUUAUCAUCACUCAGUUCUAUGCAAGCGCCACAGGUCAGAAAAAGCAAAGGGAGGCAUCUUAGUUGUAGUGAUGACUGCAGAGUAGUAAUUUUCAAAAGAACUCGAAAGACUAACAUCAAGCAGAUUAGAUCACAAACAUACUGCUCUCUUAUUUUUCCCAAAUUAAGAGAAAGCUUAUAAACAUCUGCUAAGGUUGGGAGUUGAAAUGCAUGCUAACUGAACAAGCUGAAGCCACAUCCGCCCCAGCUUUAAGAUGAAAACUAUUUUCCCUCAGCUUUUUAUUCAGCCUAUGUGCACAGCUUUAAGCAGAAAGAAAUCAUAUUCCAUACACCACACAUUUAGACUGGCACAAUAGUUGCAAUACAAGAAGUCAUUCAUAAUACCAUCUUCAACAUCAGAGUUUUCUAAGACAAUCAAUUAAAAGCCUAAGUAUUGCUGGAUAUUAUUCUCCAUAAGUUACCAUGAGUUUUGGGUUUAUUGAAAGGGGGUUAUUCCUUUUCAACAGGCCUGAGCUAAUCCAUGCCCUGAAAAAGACACAGUGUGCCUGUUAGGAGAGGCUGCAUUGACCCCACACAGGCUCAACUCUCAUUCUCCAAUUAAGUUCUUAGCAGCAGUCCCCGCAGACAAAUGGAGAAGGCAGCAGGUAAAGGAUUUCUUACGGAGUCAAAGGACUUCUCAGCACAGCAAGCUGCAGCAGUCUCUUCAUCUGUACUUACAGCUUUGAAAUUCGAGAGCUGCAUUUUUUUCCAUUUUAAUACAGGAGCAGGAAGGCCUCAGUGCUUGCAAGCACGUAUCUCAGCAAUGACAAAUGAAUAAACAAAUCAGAAAAUCCUCCAGUACUUGUUUCCAGAGGGGAAAAAAAGAAGUGUUACUCAGCCAUUUCUGCCCAGCUAAGAACAGAACUGGCACUUAAAGCCUUUUACCUUAGGAAAAAGAACCUAUUGCCAAGUCUGCUACAGCUUUUUUUUUAAAGGCAUUGCAUCAUGAGCACUUGAGAUACAUUUAUAAAUACAUCCUUGGCACGUGUUAA